This is a messenger RNA of Amaranthus tricolor (Joseph's coat), 1023 nucleotides long. RefSeq lists its product as uncharacterized. Bases 159 to 707 code for a protein of 182 amino acids. The transcript is spliced from 2 exons. NCBI's taxonomy places the organism in Eukaryota, Viridiplantae, Streptophyta, Magnoliopsida, Caryophyllales, Amaranthaceae. The record is from RefSeq and is a predicted model, not a curated record.
UAUUGUCUUUUAAUUCAACUUUUAAGAUUUUUCUUCUUUCUUUAAAAUUACUCGUUCCUCCAUUUAUUCUUUCUUUAUCUUCAAAUCACUUCCAGAUUUCAACUACUCGUUCUCAGACUCUUCUUCAUCGCUCAACGAAACCUUCAAUUUCAUCAUCAAUGGCUUCCACAAAACCCUACCUCACCCUUUUCUCCCUCUUCUUCUUCAUCCUUUCCCUUUCAGCAACUCUCUGUUCCUCUGAAUCUCCUUCUACUCCUUCCGUCUUUGAUAUUCUCCCUCAAUUUGGUCUCCCUAAAGGUCUUUUGCCUGAUUGCGUCAAGGACUACAGUUUCUCUCCCGAUGAUGGCAGAUUCGUUGUUGACCUUGAGCAUACUUGCUAUAUUCAGUUUGAUUACUUGGUUUACUACGAAAAACGUAUCACUGGAACUCUAAAAGUUGGCUCUAUCACUGAUUUGAAAGGGAUUCAAGUCAAACGGUUUUUAAUAUGGUUUGAUGUUGAUGAAAUUAGGGUUGAUUUACCUCCUUCUGAUUCAAUUUACUUUCAGGUUGGUAUUAUUAAUAAGAAGCUCAGUGUUGAUCAGUUUCAAACCAUUCAUACUUGUCGCUCUGGACUUUCCACUUCGAGCGGCGACAUUCGUGCUUGGAAGCAGAUUUUUGAGCUUCCAGCUCCAGUCGACCAAGAAAUCUCAAUGCUGCUUACAGAGUAGAGGCAGUGCAUCACUUGACAGUGAUGAAUGAUGCAUAGCUGCGUAUUUUUUCUUCACUCCCCAUAGUAGUAAAGCAGACUCUGAGAUGGCCUUGCCGUAAAAUGGAUGUUUGGUCUCCGGACUGCUUAGAAUUUAGUAAUAUGUAAAUGACCUCAUAUUUUGAGGGUUUAAUACUUCCUACAAGUGUAAAACUCCUUUGGUAUUAGAAUCGGAGAACAUUAUGUAGUACUAUGUAGACUAUCCCACCGUAUGUGUGUAGAACUACAUGUGAUGGACUGAAUUUCUAUCUAGAAAUCUAUUUUCGGGUUUUCUACUA